GCGAGAACUACGCGGUUAGGUUGCUGAUCAAAUUCGUUCACGAGAAGAGAUAUCUCCACGUAGGUGGCGUCGCCAGCACGUUGAGUCAAUUGCGGAAGAAUUACUUCAUCCUUUCGGCGCGCAGGGCGGUGAAGAGCGUACUCAAAAACUGCAGAGUCUGCACGAGAUUUCGCGUCGAGGCGGCUAUGGAACCAGUGCCCCCGCUUCCAGAGUUUCGGAUCGACACCGCACCAGCGUUCUCAGUUACGGGAGUUGACCAUGCGGGUCCGAUUCCCUACCGAGAUCCCCAGGGCGGGAUAGGCAAGAGUUACAUCUUAUUGUUUGUGUGCCCGGCGACGAGAGCCGUUCACAUCGAGCUCGUACCGGAUUUAUCGGCAUUUGAGUUUCUCCUGUCGCUAAAGAAAUUUCUCAGUCGUUUCGGCACCACAACAAAAAUAAUUUCGGACAAUGGAUUGUCCUUUGUCAGAGCAGCUAAAGAGCUGAAAAUAAUAUAUGAUCACGUGAAAUCUCCGGCUGUCCAGCAGCACUUAGUGAAUGCGGAGGUUUCUUGGGAAUUCAUAACGGCUAGAGCCCCAUGGCAUGGCGCUUGGUGGGAAAGAAUGGUCCAAACGAUUAAGAGACCGUUGCGAAAAGUUCUCGGGAGGAACACGCUUUCAUUCAGAGAGUUAGAGACAGUUCUUACGGGAAUCGAAGCGUUAGUGAAUCAGAGACCACUGACAUCAGUGCAAUUGGAUCCUAAUGAG
Molecule: messenger RNA, 743 nt
Organism: Galendromus occidentalis (western predatory mite)
Lineage: Eukaryota; Metazoa; Arthropoda; Arachnida; Mesostigmata; Phytoseiidae
Exons: 1
Biological process (GO): DNA integration
Molecular function (GO): nucleic acid binding
Source: RefSeq, a predicted model, not a curated record